Molecule: messenger RNA, 1964 nt
Organism: Callorhinus ursinus (northern fur seal)
Lineage: Eukaryota; Metazoa; Chordata; Mammalia; Carnivora; Otariidae
Gene: LGI2
Product: leucine rich repeat LGI family member 2
Biological process (GO): inhibitory synapse assembly
Molecular function (GO): protein binding
Source: RefSeq, a predicted model, not a curated record
AUGGCGCUGCGGCGGGGCGGCGGCGGCGGCGGCGGCGGGGCGCUGGGGCGGCUGCUGCUGUUGCUCAGUGCCGCGUGCCUGAUCCCGCCGGGCGCGCAGGUGAGGCGGCUGGCGCGCUGCCCCGCCACUUGCAGCUGUACCAAGGAGUCCAUCAUCUGCGUGGGCUCCUCCUGGGUGCCCAGGAUCGUGCCGGGCGACAUCAGCUCCCUGAGCCUGGUAAAUGGAACAUUUUCAGAAAUCAAGGACCGAAUGUUUUCCCAUCUGCCUUCGCUGCAGUUGCUAUUGCUGAAUUCCAACUCAUUUACCGUCAUCCGGGAUGAUGCUUUUGCUGGACUUUUCCAUCUUGAGUACCUGUUCAUUGAAGGGAACAAAAUAGAAACCAUUUCAAGAAAUGCAUUUCGUGGUCUCCGGGACCUGACUCACCUUUCUUUGGCCAAUAACCACAUAAAAGCACUCCCGAGGGAUGUCUUCAGUGAUUUAGACUCUCUGAUUGAACUCGAUUUAAGGGGCAAUAAAUUCGAAUGUGACUGCAAAGCCAAGUGGUUGUAUUUGUGGUUGAAGAUGACCAAUUCCACUGUCUCCGAUGUCCUCUGUAUCGGUCCACCAGAAUACCAGGAAAAGAAGCUAAAUGAUGUGCCCAGCUUCGACUACGAAUGUACCACUACAGAUUUUGUUGUUCAUCAGACUUUGCCCUACCAGUCGGUUUCGGUGGAUACGUUCAACUCCAAGAAUGACGUGUAUGUGGCCAUCGCUCAGCCCAGCAUGGAGAACUGCAUGGUGCUGGAGUGGGACCACAUCGAAAUGAAUUUCCGGAGCUAUGACAACAUUACAGGUCAGUCCAUUGUGGGCUGUAAGGCCAUCCUCAUCGACGACCAGGUUUUCGUGGUGGUGGCCCAGCUCUUCGGAGGCUCUCACAUCUACAAAUAUGACGAGAGCUGGACCAAGUUUGUCAAAUUCCAGGACAUUGAAGUCUCUCGCAUUUCGAAGCCCAACGACAUCGAGCUGUUUCAGAUUGAGGACGAGACGUUCUUCAUCAUCGCAGAUAGCUCUAAAGCUGGUCUGUCCACGGUGUAUAAAUGGAACACCAAAGGGUUCUACUCCUACCAGUCUCUGCACGAGUGGUUCAGGGACACGGAUGCAGAAUUUGUUGACAUAGACGGGAAGUCGCACCUGAUUCUGUCCAGCCGUUCCCAGGUCCCCAUCAUCCUCCAGUGGAAUAAAAGCUCUAAGAAGUUUGUCCCCCACAGUGAUAUCCCCAACAUGGAGGAUGUACUGGCCGUGAAGAGCUUUAGGAUGCAGAAUGCCCUCUACCUUUCCCUCACCCGCUUCAUCGGGGACUCGAGGGUCAUGACGUGGAACAGUAAGCAGUUUGUGGAGAUCCAGGCUCUUCCAUCCCGGGGGGCCAUGACACUGCAGCCCUUUUCUUUUAAAGAUAAUCACUACCUGGCCCUGGGGAGUGACUAUACAUUCUCCCAGAUCUACCAGUGGGAUAAAGAAAAGCAGCUAUUCAAAAAAUUCAAGGAGAUUUAUGUGCAGGCACCUCGUUCCUUCACAGCUGUCUCCACUGACAGGAGAGAUUUCUUUUUUGCAUCCAGUUUCAAAGGGAAAACAAAGAUUUUUGAACAUAUAGUCGUUGACUUAAGUUUGUGAAGAGGUGACUGGUGAAUUUAAGAGACACAUAGUGCUAGCUUUCACAAGAGAGGCCCGAGAAACAAACACAAGGCCAAGUUCAGAGCUCCGCAAUUAAAAACGCACUGGGGAAAUAGAAAUUUUCAACAUUUUAGAACUCACAUUUCAAUCAGGGAUUGCUUUUAUUGGCUAACUGCAUGACAUGUCCAUUCUCCCAUUUCAAAAGACAUCUUAAAGCCUGUUAUCUCUGAGAAAAGAGUAGAGCAUUAACUCUUACCAUCUAGAAAAGUAAUGUGCUUUUUUCUUCUUCUUUUUUUUUUAAUGAGGAAGGAGGA